AUGUUUAUAAGGUUUGGGAACAGUCCAGGUAUGGGAGUUUGGAAAAGCGCGAAUAGGUGCUUGCGCUAUGUUGGCCGGGAGUUUCUGUAUGUGAAAAGGGCUCUUCUCUUGCGGCCUUUGGUUGAACCGGGCAAAGGUAAACCCUAUUCGUUCGUUGGCCUUAUAUCGAAUGUUAUCUCUUUUUCGUUGCUGGUACUGCUUAGUUCGUCUAUUUACAAAACAGUAUUGGUGGAUGGGUGGAAAGGCCGGGAGAAGUCGGGGAUUUACUUGGCGAUUAAUGCUAGUGUAGUGCCCUUUUGGAGUGCGGUGGCAUGUGGGUCGUUGGUUUACCGUGGCUUAUUUGAUUUUGAGUUGUUAGAAGCGGCCUAUGUGAUUAUAUAUUCGGUGACAACCAGCUUUCCCAUUAUGUGUUUAGGGAAGCUAUUAAUGAUAUCGGUGGUUGAUCCGGAUUUCAGGCUGUUUUUACUGGGCGGCGUACGGGUGUUAGCAGCUUUGCUAGCAACGUGUUUUGUAGCGGUUAAUGCGCAGUGUCAUCUCAAAAGCAAAAUACGGGAGAUGGCUUCGCUUUGUCUGGCAUUGUGCAUUCAAGUUAUCUUUGUCUGCUUUUCCGAGAUGACACCCCAAUCAGUGGUUACUCUAGCUAAAAUUGGCUAG
Messenger RNA from Nematocida homosporus, 654 nucleotides. RefSeq lists its product as uncharacterized. The transcript has a single exon. Lineage: Eukaryota; Fungi; Microsporidia. The record is from RefSeq and is a predicted model, not a curated record. The coding region runs from base 1 to 654 and encodes 217 amino acids.